Messenger RNA from Nothobranchius furzeri (turquoise killifish), 4570 nucleotides. Its product is annotated as gastrula zinc finger protein XlCGF57.1-like. Gene Ontology annotation, molecular function: DNA-binding transcription factor activity, RNA polymerase II-specific; RNA polymerase II transcription regulatory region sequence-specific DNA binding. Gene Ontology annotation, biological process: regulation of transcription by RNA polymerase II. Gene Ontology annotation, cellular component: nucleus. The record is from RefSeq and is a predicted model, not a curated record. Lineage: Eukaryota; Metazoa; Chordata; Actinopteri; Cyprinodontiformes; Nothobranchiidae.
CCAGCGGAAGUCAUGUAUGAGAGCCAGGUGUGUUUUAUUCUGCUCCAGCAGGUGGCGGUAGUGCACCUUUACGCUGGUCACCGACCACCGGAAAAAGCAGAAACCGGAAGCUACUAGCAGAGCUAGCUCGUUGUUCUGGUGUGUGAGGAGAAUAUUUGAGGCUCCGCAGUAAAAAUGUCUUCACUUCAGUCUCUGGGAGAGUUGAUCAGCUAAAGCGACUAACUGCUGCUGCUGCAGAAAUCUUCUCACCAGGCUGUGGAAACUUUCUUCUCCUCCUCAACAACUUGGUGGAGUUCUUUCAAGAACCAGAGAAGAUAUUCUGCGGUCUUCGUGACAACCGGAGCUCCAGAAUCAGGUUGUGGCUGUUAGCUAAACACGGCUAAAGAAAACCUGCUACCACUUCAGGAUCAUCCAUCAGCUGGGACUGAUUCAUCGUGUGUUCUUCACCACCUGGACCUGGACAGCAUGGACACAGAUGUUCAACAGGUGUUGCUGGUUAAAGAAGAAGCUCCUGAAGAACAGAGUGCUGGUGACAUUCAGCAGGACCCAGAACACCUCCACAUAAAGGAGGAAAAGGAGCAACUCUGGACCAGUCAGGAAGGAGAGCAUCUCCAUUUGAAGGAGGACACUGAUGCUGCCAGGUUUCCAUUCACUGUUGUUUCUAUUAAAAAUGAGGAUGAUGAACAGAAACCUCUGGUCUCACAGCUUCAUCAGAAGCAAAUAGAAGACAGAGAUGUUCCAACCAUCAGCUCAGCUGACCAGGUGACAGCAGAAACUGGUGGCGGAGCAGAAACUAGCAGGAAACCCCAUGAACAGACAUCUGAUUCUUCAGAGACUGAAGUUAGUGAAGAUGGUGUGGAGGAUGUUGAUGAUGUGACUCUAGACUCUGAGCUGUCAGACUCGAGGCCUGAAACUGGAGACAGAAACAAUGACUGGAUUGAGAACAGGUCUUCCGAAUCAGAUGUCAAGACUGUCAACAAAUCUUUUAGCUGCCAUGAGGGUGGUAAACAGUUUGUCCACAAGUGGUCUCUCCAGAAACAUGUGAGAGUGACAAGUCAUUCGGCAAUAAGGUCCUCAGAAUUUCUGGUUAACAAGAAAUGUGCCAGAGUUAAGAAACAUGUAGACUCAUGUGGGAAAGUCCAGGAAGAACUAAAAUCAGUAAGUUGUGACGACUGUGGAAAAUGUUUUAGUGUAAAAUCAAGUUUAAACAGACACAUGAGAGUCCACACAGGACAGAAGCCUUUUGCUUGUGAGGUCUGUGGAAAAACAUUUGGUGAUAAGACACUUACAAAUAGACACAUGAGAGUCCACACAGGACAGAAGCCUUUUGCCUGUGAGCUCUGUGAAAAAAGAUUUAGCCAUAAGACACAUUUGAUCAGACACAUGAAAGUCCACACAGGACAGAAAUCUUUUACCUGUGAGCACUGUGGAAAAAGAUUUAGCCAAAAGACACAUUUAAACAGACACAUGAGUGUCCACACAGGACAGAAGCCUUUUAUCUGUGAGCUCUGUGGAAAAAGUUUUAGCCAGAAAACAAAUUUAAACAGUCACAUGAGUGUCCACACAGGACAGAAGCCUUUUAUCUGUGAGUUCUGUGGACAACGAUUUAGCCUGAAGUCAACUUUAAGCAGUCACACGAGGAUCCACACAGGACAGAAGCCGUUUGCCUGUGAGCUCUGCGGACAAAGAUUUAGCUAUAAGGGAUCUUUAAACAGUCACGUGGGAGUUCACACAGGACAGAAGCCUUUUGCGUGUGAACUCUGUGGACAACGAUUUAGCUUGAAGUCAAAUUUAAACAGUCACAUGAGAGUCCACACAGGACAGAAGCCUUUUGCUUGUGAACUUUGUGGAAAAAGAUUUAGCCGAAAGAAAGCUUUAAACAAUCACCAGAGCAUCCACUAGAACUGAAUGAACUAUUGUUUUCUGAUUGAAACUGUGAUUUCAAACAGCACGGUCACACAUUUUCUACCACUUUACACGAGCUGUUUUUAGUGAGCACAAAGUCAAUUUCGUUGAAUAAAACAAUCUUGAAUUUUGAAAACUGCAUUUUUUUGUAGUGCAACUUACUGACACAGGAUCUAUUAACUACUUUAGACAUCCAGGUUUUUCUCUGGUUUUUAAGGUGUUACAGCGAUGGUAAUAGGAGGGGUUAAUUUUUAAACAUUUUCGAAAUGCUUUUUUUCUAUUUUUACAAUUUUGAUAUUUUUUGUUUUUGUGAAGCGCCUCGUGAUUUUUAUCUUGAGAGGCGCUAUAGAAAUUAUAUUUUCUUCUUCUUCUUCUUCUUAAGGGGUUUUAGGAGACCAUUCCAGUUUUUGAGCUGAUGGAGCUGCAGACUCCCUUGUUGCUUUUUUCCCACCUUUUGUUUUGUUUUUCUUUUCAAAACAUUUGUACAGCCUAUAAUGGCUAUGGUCUUCCAUCACUAAUGGCGCUUACACAUUAGGGCCAGUACAGUUGAGAGGCGAUAGUGUCAGUUCGGUCUCAUAUGAACAUGGUAGCGUCCACAUGUAGUUUCAAAGUGGCCAAAGAUUCAUCCAUACGGCAUCAAUAAAUUAUCACAUGAGAGUCCACACAGGACAGAAGCCUUUUGCCUGUAAACUCUGUGGUUGAAGAUUUCGCCAAAAGACAGGUUUAAACAGACACAUGAGUGUCCACGCAAGGCACAAUGAACUCAUUUAACUAUACAACUACCAAAAUUAUCAUUGUAGUAUCUAGAUCCUGGAUAGUAUUGCAACCCUGGUUGUUGUCCUGUACCCUAGAUCAGGGUCUCUUCCAGACCAUGUGUUACGACCCCAACCUGGUCUAGGAGCCAGGGAGGUCUAACACAGAAAUGUGAGAAAUAAAAGGAAACGAUCUGACACCAAGUCACAAUCAAAGAAAGUCCUUUUAUUAACAAAAAGCGUUCCAACGGGAGAAAAACCGGUUUAAUUAAAAGGGGAGUUUAAAGUAUGCUGCAGUAACCAAAACCGAGGACCAAGUAACUUAAUAGAGCGAUAAAAUAAGAACUAAAACUCACUGGUUCCAAAAGUGAAACCAGGAACAACAGAAGCUUGCCCGGACGCCUUACCAAAAGUCCACUGGUGACUAACUCACCCACACAACCGACAGCUCUGUUAAGAGCAAAGGGGAAAACGAACAUCAGCCUGAAUGUUUUCCCAAGCAGGUGGAAAUUAACCAUCCGGGGGCAACUCUAGAGUUCUCACACAAGUCUCUCCUUUUAAUCCUCUCCUCUCCAGUCCCCUCAAACUGUCUUUUGCUCAGUCUCUCACUCCUCUCUCUCUCUCUCUCUCUGCGUCCUCUCUCUGUGCGUUCUCCUCUCGCUCUGCUUUCUUUUUUCUCCGAGCAGCGCUGAUCUUUAUCUGCUCCAGCUGGGUGAUUUCUGAUGAGAGUCAGCUGCGUGAGUGAAGCAAGGGAGCCGGACGCUCUCCAUGGUCCUGGAAAUGGUGCAGGAAACGGUGCGGAGUAGAAGCUGAGUGCCGGGGAACUCAGGGUUCGUAACACCAUGAGCCACCUCUUCAUGUCCUGCAAGCCCCAUAUUGUGGCUGCUGCUGCUGCUGCUACUGUUUGGAUCGCUGGCUGUAACGCACAUAACACACAAGCUUGCAAUAUAAAGAACAGCACCUGUCCCCCUCCAGCUCGGCUGUGUGACUGCACUAACCUGUCCUGUGUGACCCUCACCAUGUAACCCUCAUGUCUAUGCUGUCUCUGGAGGAGCAGAUAGGAAACAAGAUCUCCUGUAACUUAAAAUGAACCAAAGCUUCCUCCCAGUUUCUAUUUAAGCUGAAUUUAACAUCAGUGUAUCAUCAUGAAACAAAAGAAUAAAGUGGAACAAGAACUUCUGUCUUCUAUUUCUCUCUCCUUUUAACUUCUCCGUGUCCCUAAAUAAAAGAGACAGAUGAUUACGCUGCAGCCGCCAUCACAGACACCGCUCCCUCCCCAAGACCGGAUCUCCUGACAUCACAGCACUCUGUCUGACUGAGCACUUCCAGGAGAAACAAUAAUGAACUUAUGGAAAUAAUAACGAUCCUCUCUCUUGUGUGAGAACAAUUGCACAAAAAUAUCCAAGAAAGAAUACACAAACACAGAGACUCAAAAUGCCGGAGCAGUUUCCAAGCCAGACCGAGGCUCUACUGAGGCCUUUCCACGGAGCUAGCUCUGCGGUCACGUGGGUCUGAUGCUCAUUAAUUAUACAGACUUUUAGGCUUUUAAUACACUUAAACAGAAGAGUGAGAAAAAAUUCACCCCCCUCAGAGUUGUCAUGAGUGUAAACUAGAUCAUUUAAACAAAAAACAUGUUUUGAUACCAGACUGUAAACAUGAUUAUUUCUGCUGUGAAAUUGGUAUUUUUAACAUGGGAGUCAAUGAGGAUUUGCUCGCUUCUGACUCCAGCCCCUAGUGGAUGAGGGUGGAUCUGCAAUUUUUGGUACUUCCGGGGUUGACUCAAUUUUAGAGCUCCAUUGUGGGGGCUUGGGAAAUACGUACAAAAGUCAUUUACAAACGAUAACGACAAUGCAGAAAAAGGCUAUCAGAUUAAUAACAAAUGCAGGAUAUUGGGAUCACACAAAUGAACUUUU